Leptinotarsa decemlineata (Colorado potato beetle) is the source of this 458-nucleotide messenger RNA. RefSeq names its product Cytochrome c oxidase subunit 7B (gene COX7B). The record is from RefSeq and is a predicted model, not a curated record. NCBI's taxonomy places the organism in Eukaryota, Metazoa, Arthropoda, Insecta, Coleoptera, Chrysomelidae.
UCUGACAGCUUUUUUUGGCAAUUUGAUAUUAGACAGGUCCACUAUUUCAUUUUGUUGCAUAACUGGGCUAAUAUUCAUUCCUUCAGUUAUAUUAAUACAAAUUAUUCGAAAAAAUGCAGGCUCCGAGGUUAUUAGUGAGUCGACUUGCUAGACAAAGUACCAGAAAUAAUGUACGUUACGACCAUCAUGCUCCAGCUCAGAGCUCCUACAAUGAUCUUCCCCAGCCUCAGGGUAACUGGAAAACACAUUAUGAUGCCAAUCAACGCAAAUACAAUGCCCACCUAGCCCUUGGCAUUGGUGUUUUUGUGGGAUCAAUUCUAUUUGGAAAGGUUGCUGGUUUCUGGGAGUUCUACAACGACAUUCCAGAACAACCAGCCAAAAUUGAUUCAUACAAAUGAAUUGUUAAAUGUUUUAGCACAUUAAAUAGUAUGUAGUUACAUUUUUGCCUUGUGAGCAAA